AUGACUCGGGAUAAUGCCGUCGCCAGCAUCAAGCUGGCAAGGGCGACUUCUCUCGACAGCUCGUCAAUGAAAUCUGUCGCCAUCAUGACCAUGGCCUUCUUGCCAGCCACAUUCUUCGCCACUCUCUUUGCAUUUCCAUCGCUAAAUUGGAAUGCCAAGCCUGUAGUGCAAGAUACUUUCUGGGCGUACUGGGCGUUUACGCUCCCAUGCACUGCAUUGGUGUUCCUUCUUUGGGCAUUUCUCACGCAAAGAAAAGAAUUAGGAUAUCUCUUUGCUUGGAUCAGGAGGCAAAUCAAGGCGCCUAAAGUUGAUGAACAAGUUGCAGAGACGGUGUGCACCUUGGAUGAAACCUUUACCGAAAUCCCUUCAAGAACUUCAGGGUCCUUUCCAGAGGAUGAUGUUCUUAAGGAGUCGACAUCUCGAAACCUACCGACAGGGCAGGUCUAGG
This is a messenger RNA of Ilyonectria robusta, 448 nucleotides long. RefSeq lists its product as uncharacterized. The record is from RefSeq and is a predicted model, not a curated record. NCBI's taxonomy places the organism in Eukaryota, Fungi, Ascomycota, Sordariomycetes, Hypocreales, Nectriaceae. The transcript has a single exon. Bases 1 to 447 code for a protein of 148 amino acids.